CCGAGCUGGCUCCAGCCUGCGCUCCGGCUCCCCUUCCCGGGCUCUGCGUCUGCCGCUCGAGGUGCUGCGCUCCGCCGACGCGCCGAGGAUCCCGGACGCCAGCUCCGAGCUGGGUCCGGGCAGCUCGGCUCCCACCGCGGAGGUGAGCGGGCUCCGAGGCUGAGGAGAGGGGAGAUUGGGGGGCACCUGCAGCCAAGGGCAGUGGAGGAAGAAAUGGCAGGCCCUAGUCAACUCUGCAUUCGCCGCUGGACUACCAAGCAUGUAGCGGUGUGGCUGAAGGAUGAAGGUUUCUUUGAGUAUGUGGACAUUUUAUGCAAUAAGCACCGACUUGAUGGAAUCACAUUACUCACCCUGACUGAAUAUGAUCUUCGAUCUCCUCCUCUGGAAAUCAAAGUCCUAGGAGACAUUAAAAGGUUAAUGCUCUCAGUCAGAAAAUUGCAGAAAAUCCAUAUUGAUGUUUUGGAGGAGAUGGGAUACAGCAGUGACAGUCCCAUGAGUCCCAUGAGUCCGUUCAUCAGCGCUCUUCAGAGCACAGACUGGCUCUGCAAUGGAGAGCCCACACACGACUGUGAUGGACCCGUCACUGACUUGAAUUCUGAUCAGUACCAGUACAUGAAUGGCAAAAACAAACAUUCUGUUCGAAGACUGGACCCAGAGUACUGGAAGACCAUACUGAGUUGUGUAUACGUUUUUAUAGUAUUCGGGUUUACAUCUUUCAUUAUGGUUAUUGUUCACGAGCGAGUUCCUGACAUGCAGACCUAUCCACCACUCCCGGAUAUAUUCUUAGACAGUGUUCCCAGGAUCCCGUGGGCCUUCUCCAUGACUGAAGUGUGUGGCAUGAUUCUGUGCUAUAUUUGGAUCCUGGUUCUUCUUCUUCACAAGCACAGGUCAAUCCUUCUGCGAAGGCUCUGUAGUCUGAUGGGCACUGUAUUUUUGCUUCGCUGCUUUACCAUGUUUGUGACCUCGCUCUCCGUGCCAGGACAGCACCUGCAGUGCACUGGAAAGAUAUAUGGAAGUGUGUGGGAGAAACUACGCCGGGCAUUUGCCAUUUGGAGCGGCUUUGGUAUGACCCUGACUGGUGUCCACACUUGUGGAGAUUACAUGUUCAGUGGCCACACAGUUGUUCUAACCAUGCUGAAUUUUUUUGUCACGGAAUAUACACCAAGAAGCUGGAAUUUCUUGCAUACUCUAUCCUGGGUUCUCAACCUCUUUGGAAUCUUCUUCAUCUUGGCUGCCCACGAACAUUAUUCCAUUGAUGUGUUUAUUGCCUUUUAUAUCACAACAAGACUCUUUUUGUACUACCAUACUCUGGCCAAUACCAGAGCAUAUCAUCAGAGUAGGAGAGCAAGAAUUUGGUUUCCUAUGUUUUCUUUCUUUGAAUGCAAUGUUAAUGGCACAGUACCUAAUGAAUAUUGUUGGCCUUUUUCUAAACCGGCAAUAAUGAAAAGACUAAUUGGAUGAAGACUGUAUCUCUGUGAUGAGUUUGCUGUUAAAUAUACAGUAGUUACGGAAUGAAAAUGAAUAACUUUGCUUUGUCCCCAGGUUGUUCCUGGAUAUGUUGCAUUUUUGGCUUAUAUGUUGACAGAUUUCCCGUUCUGAGCAAGUCUGUGACUAUAAAACUCAAGAAAGAGCAACCAAGACUUCUUACCUAGCUGUUUAAACAAAGAGCUCAAGGAGGGAUUUCCUGCCCCUCCUUCAUUGCAGGAAGAUCCAUUGUGUGGGUGAUGUGCAUGCUGAGUGUUUGCUUGCUGAACUCAAACACAUCAGCUUGGGCAGGUUGAUGGUUUUUAUUGAUUUCCAGUAGGACUCAAGUCAAAUGUUUUUUGAAGCUCUUUCCCCCUAGCGGGUGACCCAGUCUCACUUCUUCCUUGAGCUAAUCUGUGUCUGUCUGGAAAGUGAUUGUCUUACUGGUAAAAAUGUUUUACCCUUUGAACCAUUUUUAAGAAAAGUGUAUUGAACACAGCAGCUGGUGUGAAACAAGAAGAGAACGCAAGGGGCCCUGUGUGUGGUGACAUGCUGGUCAGGUGUCGUUGACCUUCCCACUAAUGCAAAUAUGGGGUCAGCAAGGGGCCCCGUGUGUGGGGCGAUAUGCUGGUCAGGUGUCGUUGACCUUCCCACUAAUGCAAAUAUGGGGUCAGCAUUUUCACCGGAGGUGCAGUUCCUGUUUUGUUUUAAAGCUUCAGUGUGAACAGUAGGAAGGAUUUGUGAGGGAAACAGCCGCCUUAGUAAUAGUAAAGUGGGGUCAUUUUAGUGCUGUAAGUGUCUGGAGUAAAUUUGUGUGGCUAGGCAGAUGACAGCCCAGUGUAUGCUUUUCUUAAUGAUGUGAUUUAGUGAGACAAGGAAGAGGGUUUACCAGAUGUUAAAGUUCUUAUGUCAGUAAAUGAGUAAAUGUGCAUGCAAAGAAGUCUUCCUUCUAAUGAAAAAAUUCUACAGGUUGUAGGCAUAGUCUUAACGCAGUGGGGAUUUUUGUUUUAUUUUCCUGAAAUUUCUCAUUUUUGACUGUUGAAAGUAAACAGUCUGAUAACAUACUUGGACACUAAAAGCUUGUUGCUUUUUAUCUUAAAAAUAAUUGUGUACAUACAUUCUUUCUAUAGUUUUAAUUUGGCAGUCAAGAACUAAAACGAAUUAGCUCUGUUUGCAUUAGAAAAUUACCUUCAGUGAUUAAUUUUACCUCUGAUACCAUCUGUCAUUUUAGCUUUGACCUUAUCCUAGUUAUAGAAUUGGAAAUUGACCUCCAACUUAAACAAGUGGAAUACGAAUUGUGUAGAUUUUACAUUCCAUUUCAAUACAAGGACUUUGAGGAGGUGCUGGCAUACUGAGGUCUCAGUUAGACCACAGCAUUUAUUUCUUCUCUGUUUGGAUGAAAUAAUUCAUUAUUGCAAUUGGAGUCAUAGUCCCACCCUCUCUGAAGCUACCUGAGUGAAUUAGGCAGGAAAGGGAUAUUAGGCAAGCAGGUUUCAGCCCGUGCUGAACAACCUCGCUCUGGGUCUGUGGAGACAGCACUCGUUUGUGACCUGAGAAGUGAUGUGAGACGACUCAGGUUUGAUUAUGUUUUUAAAUCUUAUACUGCAGAAUCUUACGGUGUUUUAAAUUGCUGAUUCUGUUACAAGCCAGGAUCAAAAAUGCCAAUAUCUCAUGUAAAGAGAUUACAUAAUCAUGGGGUGAAGGAUUUCCGUGCGUGUUUUAAGUGGUUUGACUUGUGGUCAGAGGCCGUUACUGCCACCCUCUUACUCAGUCCCCUGACAUAGCAUGUCAAACCCAACUUAGCUAGGGGGAGCUAGUGUUGACUUUUGGAGACUGUUCCAAAAACACGUGUCAACAUUAAUUUUAAAUGUUAAACUAUAUUAAUGGUAAAUGUCUUAACAUUAGGCUUCUCUCCUCAUAUGGAUUAUUGUAGAAAAAAUAGAAAAGUAAAUGCAGGUAGCUUUGCUGUGCCAUUGCAGCCCACAGUGUCAUUGUGAGAGGCCUCGCAGUUACUCCCAUUUGUUUGAAGAAAGGUAGGCUAGAUAGUAAGCUAUUAGCUAUUAUAAGACAGUGUUUACAUGAGGUAAUCAUCUUCAGGUCUCAAAACUGAGACAAUUAGCUUUCAGUUUUUGUCUUUACACCCUUUCUUUUGUUGAAAUCUUAACUGUAGAGAAGAUAGAGUUUAUGUUUACAUUCUGGGCAGGAUGUGGCUGGGUGGAGAGGCUCCAUGCCUUUGAAUCUUGUAGUUGAUUCUGCAGUUGUACAAGGAUUUCAUCGUUGACAACUUAGUACAGAAGGAAGGAAAGGUUUUGAGUUUGGGGAUUCAAACUGGGGGUUCUGUAAGAAGACCUUGAUGGAUUGCCUAUGUUCUAGAAACAGUGUUGUUGCCUUCCCUGUGGUGCUAAACCUGGGGCUGUGUGUGCCCGGCAAGGGCUCAGCUAUUGAUCUACAUCUUAAACUUGGGGCUGUGUGUGCCCGGUAAGGGCUCAGCUGUUGAUCUACAUCCUCAGCUCUCUGUUUUAUGGGGCAAGGCAGGGCAUCUUAUUGAAAGGGAGCUGGUAGGAAAGGAAUGAGGCAGAAACCUUUUUUGUCUGUGUUGCAGUUCCCAAUAGGCUGUCCUCCAGUCCUGUCUGACCAGACUUGCUAUGGCAAAAAUACUACUUUUAUUCAUGCUGGUUCUAAAUGUUAAUAAUCUUCCAAAUCGAAAGCUAUAGGCUUCGUUUUAGAAUCAGUCAAUUUCAUAAACUAGAAAAACCACUGCCAGGAGCAUACCAUUGACACUGUGAGUGGCGGCGGCCCUCCUGCCUGCCUGUUACGACCGAGAGCUGGCAGAGAUCAGAGGAGCAGAUCCUCCUACAGCAGAGAGGAAGCAACCUGUUUUAGGAACAUGUGUGCAAAACUUGUCUUUUUCUCCUCCCUCUCCCCCUUUUUAAAAAUUUUUAAAGUUAUUUUUUGUUUUUGAGGCAGGGUUUCUCUGUGUUGCCUGGGCUGUCCUGGAAUUCAGUCUGUAGAUUAGGGUAGCCUCGAACUCAGGGAUCCACCUGUCUUUGCCUCCCGUGCUGGGAUUAAAUUCAAAUUCAUGACAAAAACCUGCUUUGAUCAUAUUUAGCAAAAGCAAUUUUUGUCACUUAAAGAUUUCUAGAGCUAAAAUCCUUAAGAAUAUUUAUGGUGUUCUUAAAUUCCCUAAUUUAAUACACUUAAUUAUUUGAUAGUCUUUUGUAGAAAGAGAUCCCAUAGUCAAAGCAGUGAAAGCACCUGUCAGCCCGUUAAGGUUCUCAGCCCUUGGAGACAAGAGCACUCCUUAGAAUAGUUUAUUUGCUUUUCUUCAUCCAGUGUGAAAGCCGCCAAAGCAUGUCAGUUUAAUGACAGCUUUACACAGUUUAGACAGUUGCUGUUAUCCGUAGCUUAGCUUGACCUCGGUCGUCCUGCCUGUACCUCUGCAGCUGGGGAUUGGUGAAUCCCAUGAGCGCUCGGAGAGCUUCAGCUGGCCGGCCGGAACGAAGAUUCUGUUGUCUCUUCUCUUUGUGAGAGCUGUAAACGGCUGAUAGUGUUUAGAAGGGGUUGUUGGGUCACCUGUCAAGUCACAUACCUAACGUGGUAAACUAUCGUAUCAAGUCCAGCACAAAUGCCUGUGAGCUCUAAGUUAUUUCCCCAGCUACACUGAGUUGUUCUGAGGAUGCGUUCUACUGUGUGUUAAUCAAAGGCCUCUAGUGUGUGUCUCCUGUCUCUGCAGAAGGAAGCUUGUGCUUUGACAGAAGGAAUAUUAUGAAGUUGCUUGUUUUCUUCAUUGUUAUUUCACAUCUCUUUUAAUCUGAGCUACUGAUUUUCUGAAGAACUAAACAGCCUGUUGUCAUUAACAUCUUUAAAAUGUUUAAUUUUAAUAAUUUUUCAUUGAAGAAUUCGUGGAUUGUUAGGAUAACGAAAGUUUCUGCUAUGGAACGAAGGAGGUGAAACUAACUCAGUGGAGCAGUUUGCGUGGACUAAGCUGGGCGUGUCUCCCUUUCCACAGAAAAACUAGUGUUACUUGAAGAUAUGGAAGUUCCUAUGGUAGCCAUACCUUGAAGCACAGUGUUGUAUAUAAGUAAAUACCUGAUUCUAAAUUAAAUCCAGAUUUAACUAAUAUAUUAUUUUAUAUCUUUGUUGUAUUAAAAAUGUUUUAAAACACUAAAAAUAAAACGUUUGAAAGUUGA
Molecule: messenger RNA, 5654 nt
Organism: Arvicola amphibius (Eurasian water vole)
Lineage: Eukaryota; Metazoa; Chordata; Mammalia; Rodentia; Cricetidae
Gene: Samd8
Product: sterile alpha motif domain containing 8
Exons: 6
Coding region: 214-1461 (415 amino acids)
Biological process (GO): ceramide biosynthetic process
Cellular component (GO): Golgi membrane; endoplasmic reticulum membrane
Molecular function (GO): ceramide cholinephosphotransferase activity; sphingomyelin synthase activity; protein binding
Source: RefSeq, a predicted model, not a curated record